Messenger RNA from Macrosteles quadrilineatus (aster leafhopper), 1974 nucleotides. It is a transcript of the gene Nmt, whose product is annotated as glycylpeptide N-tetradecanoyltransferase 1. Gene Ontology annotation, molecular function: glycylpeptide N-tetradecanoyltransferase activity. The coding region runs from base 153 to 1565 and encodes 470 amino acids. Gene Ontology annotation, biological process: N-terminal peptidyl-glycine N-myristoylation. Gene Ontology annotation, cellular component: cytoplasm. The record is from RefSeq and is a predicted model, not a curated record. Lineage: Eukaryota; Metazoa; Arthropoda; Insecta; Hemiptera; Cicadellidae. The transcript is spliced from 11 exons.
AAGGGAAAGGGAGUGCAGUGAAGGAAGGGACUUUUGGAGACGGGAGUAUUAAUUAUUUGCAUACAGUAAAUUGAUUGUCUGCGGCUAAUAUUAAUUUUCGAUAUCUGUUGUAGAUUGGUAUGGUAUAGGCUAGUAAAGAUUUUUUAAGGAACAUGGAUGAUAAGAAUGAAACACCUGAAAAUGAACAGCCCCCUGGCGAUCCACACGAUAAAGAUUCCAAACCUAAAAGCUCUAAGAAAAGAAAUCGCAGAAAAAAGGCUAAUGGAGUUGACAAUGAAGUAGCUCUCGACACUGCAAUAAACGAUGCUGAACUUCAAGCAGGAUGCAAUUUUUCUAUCCAGGACAUCCGCAAGGCUAUGGAGAUGCUGUCUCUUCAGCAGAAACCAGCCAAGACAACGGAGGAAGCUCUUCAGAAGCAGUAUCAGUUUUGGAGCACCCAGCCCGUUCCUAAAAUGGAUGAGAAGAUCACAGUGAAUGAGCCGAUUGAGCCGGAGAAGCUUCCCAAUGAGAUUCGCCAGGAACCGUACUCACUGCCAGAUGGGUUCCAGUGGGAUACUCUCAACUUGGACGACCCUCUGGUGCUCAAGGAGCUAUACACACUGCUCAAUGAGAACUAUGUGGAGGACGACGACUCUAUGUUCAGGUUCGACUAUCCUCCGCAGUUCUUGAAAUGGGCACUACAACCACCUGGAUGGCUGAGGGAGUGGCAUUGUGGAGUCAGAGUGACCAAGAGUGGUAGACUGGUGGGCUUCAUAAGUGCUGUCCCAGCAUCUCUUAACGUAUACAAUCAAACUCAGAAGAUGGUAGAGAUCAAUUUCCUUUGUGUACAUAAAAAGCUGCGCAGUAAAAGAGUGGCGCCCGUACUUAUCAGAGAGAUCACAAGAAGAGUGAACCAGACGGGGAUCUUUCAAGCAGUGUAUACAGCCGGUGUGGUAUUGCCCAAGCCCAUAGGAACUUGCAGAUACUGGCAUCGAUCACUGAACCCCAAGAAGCUGAUAGAGGUGAAAUUCUCGCACCUGAGCCGCAACAUGACAAUGCAGCGGACUCUCAAGCUGUACAAGCUGCCUGACUCGACCAGGACACCGGGGUUCCGUAAACUCACUGCUGACGACAUCCCCAAGGCUCACAAACUGUUGGCUGGCUAUUUAUCAAGAUUUGAUUUGGUGCCGCUAUUUUCGGAAGAGGAGUUUCGCCAUUGGUUUUUGCCUCAGCCAGGAAUUGUAGAUUCAUUCGUGGUAGAAAACAACGGUGAAAUUACUGAUAUGGUGAGUUUCUACACGCUGCCAUCCACGGUGAUGCAUCAUCCUGUACAUCGUACACUCAAGGCAGCGUAUAGCUUUUACAAUGUCUCUAUAAAAACUGCAUGGAUAGACCUCAUGCAAGAUGCCCUAAUAUCUGCCAAAAAUGCUGGCUUUGAUGUGUUCAAUGCCUUAGAUCUGAUGGAAAAUAAAGAAUUCUUAGAACCUCUGAAAUUUGGGAUUGGUGACGGUAAUUUGCAGUACUACCUGUACAACUGGAGGUGUCCCUCUGUCGCACCAAACAAGAUCGGACUGGUUCUACAGUGAACUCAGCCAAUUCAACACCAAGUCACUCUCUGUGUUGCUACACUCAUUCUGUAAAUAUCAGUGUUCUGUCCGACCCCAAGGCUAGCCAAUAAUCAAUUGUUUUCUUUGUUCAAAUAAACAUCUAGUUGCUUAUAAAUAAAGGAGUUGUAACGGCUACUUGCAUGAAGACAUUUUAACUGGCUGAAGAGAACCUAUUGAAAUCUGUUAGGAUUCACUGUUAAUUUAGACAAGAAUGUUUGCAUUUUAAGAAUAUGUUACCAGUCAAAACUCCUUUUCACUGCAAAAUUUGUAUUUAGGUUUCAAACCUGAAUUUGGAAGGUAGGCUAUUAGUUUAUCAAAAAUCAACAAUUAUACUAUAUUGGUUUUUAUACAAUAUUAUUGUAAACAAAUUAAACACUAUAUAAUUUAA